AUGAGAAACUAUCAUCCACUUCAGGAUGUCCAUCCAAGUAUGAUCCAUAGACCAGGCAUGCGAGUGGCCGGCAUGCAGAUCUCCCUGGCGGCGGAAGCAAUCUCAGCGGAAGAUCAACCCUUGUCACUGCUAGGAUAUCUGAUUGAUGACAGAUACUUUAAUGGGGAGCAGAUGCAGAACUACAUCAACGGGAAUUGGGCCUUGUAUGCAAGAGUACAACACUAUGACAUGAACUUCUUUGUCAUACGUUUCCUCUGCAAGAACGAUCUAUUGGCAGUGUUAGAUAAUGGGCCAUAUGCAGUACAUGGAGGCCUCUUAAUCUUAAGGAGAUGGUAUGCAGAUGAUGAAAUCGUCCUAGAUCGAGUGAGAAUCAUGAAACUCUCAAUGGACCAAGCAGAACGAAACCAUGCGCCUAUGUACAGGAAUGAACUCAGGGAGAUGUUCCCAGAGACGAUGCGAGCAGAAGGCCAUAGAAACAGCAGAUGGGAGGAUGAUGAAGGGGAUGAUGACUACCACAUUGAGAAUCUGGACAAUGGAGGUCAGGAAGACAUGGAUAUAGGUGAAGGAACAGCUGAAAAUCAACAUGAUGGACCGCCGCCAGGAGAGCAUGGAGCUCCACAUGAAAAUGAUUUCCAUAAUGGAUCAAGUCACUCAUCAUCAACAAGUACAGGAAAAAUAGAGCGAGCAUGGGGCAUUUUCUGCAACGCACAACACACCAGGCUUCUGAGUAGUGGGGAAGAAGAGGAUGGAAAUCAAAGUGUUGAACAAGUGAAGGAAAUGGCAAGUCAGGGGAGGCUGACAGAAAUUAGAGACAACACUGAAGAAAUGUUCCAACUGGAGGAACAAGCAUCGCAAUAUUUCAGUAGACUCUAUAUGGCAGGAGAAAAGAUCAACCAAGUGGAAGAAAACAUCAUACUCAACUGGCCAUUGAUGCUGGAUCCAACUAUACAAACACUCCAGGAUAGGAAGCUUAUGCAGAUGAAGGGAAAGGAUGAUAACCACAGCAGUGGACCAAGGACAGAGCUCAACCAUAGUCACACUCAAAGGUUCAAAAGGAAGGGAAAGAGCUUUCAGGAAAAGAAGUAUGGUCGCAUGCAGUUGGCUUCAUUGAAGCAGACGGAAAAACAUCUCAGCAUGCACACACCACAUGAGAGGCAUAGGACUUUAGAUAGGCUUAACAGAUGGAAAAGAGCUCAUGGAGCAAAUCAGAAAUUGGUGAAUCACAAUGGGAACCAUGAUCACAAGACUCAGAGACAGGAUGGCAAAAGAAGCAGGGAGGAAGAUCAGUUCGAAGCACAGCAACAGAAGCACAUGAUUCUAGAGGAGGAGGAUGGGAAGCAGACUUCAAUCAUGAUCUCUAACCUAACAAUUGCUUUUGGUGACCAAGUGACAGUUCACGACCAGCUCCAAGGACUUGCGGUGGUUGAUCCUAAACAACCGCCUCAAGCAGUAUGA
Molecule: messenger RNA, 1455 nt
Organism: Oldenlandia corymbosa var. corymbosa
Lineage: Eukaryota; Viridiplantae; Streptophyta; Magnoliopsida; Gentianales; Rubiaceae
Source: the annotation of a GenBank genome assembly